Messenger RNA from Scleropages formosus (Asian bonytongue), 1974 nucleotides. RefSeq names its product transcription elongation factor A (SII), 3 (gene tcea3). Gene Ontology annotation, molecular function: nucleic acid binding; zinc ion binding. Gene Ontology annotation, biological process: transcription elongation by RNA polymerase II; DNA-templated transcription. The record is from RefSeq and is a predicted model, not a curated record. Lineage: Eukaryota; Metazoa; Chordata; Actinopteri; Osteoglossiformes; Osteoglossidae. The transcript has 17 exons. Bases 191 to 1768 code for a protein of 525 amino acids. Gene Ontology annotation, cellular component: nucleus.
CGCCCCCAAACUGGCCAUGAGCCCGUACUGAUCGACCGAGUGGACGCGCGUAGUUUCAGUGGGAGAACUGCACACAUUGGUAAUGUGUGUGAUUAUGUCUAUAUUUGUGGCAUAGCCGUUUGUAAUAAUACACUACAGAGGGGCUCGCUGUCACUCGGUGCUGAAGUUGACGAAGGCCACACGAGUCAGCAUGACGCGGGAAGAGGACCUCGUGCGGAUCGCGAAGAAACUGGACAAGAUGGUGUCUAGAAAUAACACGGAAGGUGCUCUAGAUCUACUGAAGGAACUGAAGGGAUUCAACAUGACUCUGAAGCUGCUACAGGAUACAAGGAUCGGCAUGUCUGUGAAUGGAAUCAGGAAGCAUUGCACAGACGAGGAGGUCAUCACCCUGGCGAAAAUCCUAAUCAAGAACUGGAAAAAGCUUUUGGAAUCAACUCAUUCACAGAAGACAGACAGGCCAGGUGAUAAGAACAGGAGAGACCCCAGCAAAGCCACUGCUGGAAAGGAUGAAGGACUAGUACUCAGGCCAUCAUCGGAGAAAAAGUUAAGUCACAGAAAGCUGUCGGCUGAAACUAAACCCAUGUCAAACACUGAGAAGAAACAAAUGGGUGAAAACAGAAGAGAACAAACAGACGAGCACAUGAAAAAAUACAAACACGUGGGAAAACACAAAAAAAACCAUGAGAGGAAGAAAGUUCCUGAUCCAAGCGUUCCUAUUCCUCCUCUCCCUGUUCACUCUCCCAACUCGCCUAAACGGCCAUCAGCGGAACACAAGAAAGAGAGGAAAAUUGCUCUAGACCCCAACCUGCCUGUUCCUCCUCUUGCUCUCCACCUUCAUCCUCUACCCCUUCCCAGACGACCAUCAGUGGCAAGCAAGAAUGAGAGGAAAAACUCCCCAGAUUCAAAAGUUUUGCCUCCUAAGCGACCCAGUCAGGAUGCCAGAAAAGACAGAAAGGAAUCUAUGGACUCCAAGACUGCUCAGGCCAUGAAGCGACAUGUGACAGAAUGUAAAUCUGAGAGAGGAGACUCAGCUGACACGAAGAAUGGCAGUUGCCAACCUGCAAAGAAGCUCUCAUAUGACAGGAGGGACUCUCAAGAUCCUCAGUCCCUGAAUGCUGGGCUCCUACAACCAAAGCCUUCUACUGACAGCCGUGAUCGGGGUAAUUGCAAGUCUAAGCCUGAGACCCCAAGGACCCCCACCUCCCCGACCAGCCCCAUCUCUCCCUCUUUUAACCCCACAGGAGGGAUACUGCCCUCCCAUCUGCUGACUGGGGACUCAGUUAGGGACAAAUGCAUUGAGAUGCUGGCCACUGCAUUGCGCACUAACGAUGACUAUAUGGACUUCGGCACAAACUGUGACUCCAUGGCAGCGGAGAUUGAAGAUCAUAUCUACCAGGAGAUGAGGUCCACGGACAUGAAGUACAAGAACCGUGUGCGCAGCCGCAUCAGCAACCUUAAGGACCCCAAAAACCCUGGGCUUCGCAAGAACGUCCUGGCAGGAGUUAUAGAGCUGUGCCGCAUUGCCAGCAUGACUGCUGAGGAGAUGGCCAGUGAUGAGCUGAAGCAGCUGAGGAAUGUGCUAACACAGGAAGCCAUCCGGGAGCACCAGAUGGCCAAGACUGGGGGCACCACCACGGACCUGCUGCAGUGUGCAAAGUGCAAGAAGAAGAACUGUACCUACAAUCAGGUGCAGACACGUAGCGCUGAUGAGCCCAUGACCACCUUUGUGCUGUGCAACGAGUGUGGGAAUCGCUGGAAGUUCUGCUGAUGAAAAACCAGAUUACCAACCACAAGUCUAAUCUAAUGACGAAUUUUUCUCAGUUGAUAUUUUUGGUUUACCAUGGAGAGGGUAAAUGAUGACACUGUGUGAUUUUUACAGUAAUAGUAUUAAUUCAUACAUGGUUUUAAAACAUUUUUAUCAUUACUGCAUGUAAUCUGCUAGAUCUGAAACUUGGAUUUUUUUUGUAUAGAAUC